Messenger RNA from Rotaria sordida, 1077 nucleotides. NCBI's taxonomy places the organism in Eukaryota, Metazoa, Rotifera, Eurotatoria, Philodinida, Philodinidae. The record is from the annotation of a GenBank genome assembly.
AUGGACGAUACAAAUGAUUAUGAUAAAUCAACAUUUGAUACUCCUGAUAAUGCAACAUUAUAUGUUGAAUGUAUUCGAUUAAUUGAAGGUGAUCAUAUUCGACGAUUUGAAAAUUUAGCAAAUAAAUUUGAUCUUGUUCAAUAUGAAUUAAAUGAUGGUGUUAGUAAACCACUUUUAUUUUAUGCUAUUGAACAUAAUAAUGAAACAUUUGUUAAAAUUUUAUUAGACAUGGAAGUACCAUUAGAUAAAAAAUAUUCUAUUAUGGUACCAACAACUGACUCUUCUGAAGGUCAACUUGUUCAAAAAACUUUAAAUGCUUAUGAAUAUGCAUGUGAAUUACAAUACAAUAAUAUUGUUAAUUUGAUUCAAUAUCAGACAAAACUUCCUCCAUAUGAACAACGGUUUUUUCGUAUACUCAAAUAUAAUGAUAUUCGUCGUUGUGAAACAUUUAUUCAUCGUUUACAUAAUGAAAAACGAGAAAAUAUUAUAGCUAAAAAAGGUUUAUUUUAUGCUGCACAAUUUGGUUCAGUACGUUUAUUAGACUAUUUUUUAACACGUUGGAAAAUUGAUAUCAAUACACAACAAAUACAAGAUAAUGGAUAUUCAACAACAGCUUUAUUAACAUCUAUAACAUAUAAUCAAAAUGAGGCAGCAAAAUUUUUAUUAUUUCGUCAUGCUGAUCCAAGUAUAAAAGGUCAAUAUGAUAAUGCAUUAGUUACAGCACUUCAUUAUCAUUCAAAAAAUGAUCUUUUACAUUUAUUACUUGAUAAAAAUGUUGAUUUAACAGCUCGACAUCCUGAUUAUAAAAAAUUAAAUUUAAGAGAAUAUUGUGUAUUAACAAAUCGUGUUAAAGCUAAAUCAGAAAUUGAUGCUUAUAUAAUACGUUUAAUUAGUCAAGGAAAUUAUCAACGAUUAAAAUGGCUUGUUGAUCAUGGUUAUACAUAUAUUAAUGUUAAUAUUACUUCUAAACGUAAUGGAAAACAAUUAGCUAAAGAAAGAUAUUAUGAAAAAAUUGUUAAAUUAAUUGAAGAUGUAGAAAAUAUACAAAUGAAAGCAAAAAUUAAAAUGAAUUAUUAA